CCGGAGUCGGCGGCUGCCACACGCACGCGGCUCCUCUCAGCAGCAGCAGCUCAGCAGGUUGAACUCAGCAGCAGCUUCUCUGUGUUUACUGACAGAAAACUGUUCAUUGUGCUCGGAGCUGAAACUCCACGAUCCGAACGGAGGGAGAGAGAAGAAUCCGACAAGCAGCGAGAGAGUAACGGGAUCUGCAGCUGCAGGAUGUGUGGUAUGGACAUUGACCUGGACGAUGGCGGUUCAGGUGAGGAGGAGAAAGAGGAAGAGUUCUGGGUUGGGGAGGGGGUGAAGAUGCUGCCCCCUCCUGUGGCCCACAGCGGGGGCAGUGCACUGGGCAGCCGCAGGGGAAGGUUUGGCUGCGUGGCCUGCGGGGCCGUCCUCGUCCUCUGGAACCUGUGCGUCGUCUUAGCCAGCGCUCUGCUGCUCGCCGUGGUCUUCUCUGUGGUGCUGGUGCCUGCUGUACUGCUGCUCUACGCCGGCUUCCUCUGCCAUUCAAGGAUCCUUGACGCCCCCUCCGCCAUCUGCCGUUACCUUGACGACAACAGCUGCUCCGCCCUCAUCAUCCUGGGCUUUGUGAUGAUGUCGCCUCUUGUGGUUGUGGCAGCCGCGGUCUUCUGCGGCCUGCUCCGGAGGUUUCGACUCCUGCUCCUCAUUCAGCCGAUCACACGUGCCCGGUACAGAGGGCGCCUGGUGGACUGGGCAGGCAGCGUCCACGCCUGGGUCUGAGGCUCGGACGCAACAGUCAGAAAAGAUCAGGAAAGAUCGUUUUGUGCCAUCAAAACCCAGCCUUCCCUUUACCAUAAAAACGACAGAGGCUGACAGUGUGACAACGUAAUGGCUGUCAAGUGGGAACCAGGUGUUGAAGAGGGAUUUGAAUUAUCAGACCAGGAGCUCGUUCUCUGCCUCUUUGCUUUCAGGUCAUUUAAAUUCAUCAGUAGCACAGAACUGCUCAUCCUUUUUAUCACUGUGUCCCCCGCUCUGUAAUUACGUGUUCAGGUUUGAGGUUUCGUCUCUCAGCAAAAAAAGCCUUGCAUCAUAUUUUAAGAGAAGCACUCAUUCAAAAUCCCGUGCCAUUCUUAUCAUGUUGAGAUGUAUUUAUUUAUUUGUGUUAUCUGUUAAAGUCAUGUUGUUUAUCCUCAGUUGGUUGUUAUAAUUGAAGCAAUGCAUCUCUGUUGUUUCCACUGUGAAAGAGAAUUGUAAAGGGAAAAACUGAUUUAUUUCUUUUCAUUUUUGCCAGGUUGUAAAUACAACAGCUAAAAUAACGUUUUGGAGAAAAUUACAGCUGCUAAUAUAAAUUGAUUGUUUUGUUUUCAGGGUUGUCAUGAAAAACAGCAACAUGUUGCCGUGUUCAGACCUUCCAUCAAUAAAAAAAGGACCUUUUUUCCGUCA
Messenger RNA from Hippoglossus stenolepis (Pacific halibut), 1383 nucleotides. It is a transcript of the gene tmem88bl, whose product is annotated as transmembrane protein 88. Lineage: Eukaryota; Metazoa; Chordata; Actinopteri; Pleuronectiformes; Pleuronectidae. The transcript is spliced from 4 exons. Gene Ontology annotation, molecular function: PDZ domain binding. Gene Ontology annotation, cellular component: plasma membrane. The record is from RefSeq and is a predicted model, not a curated record. Bases 199 to 720 code for a protein of 173 amino acids.